AUGAACCUCUUCAAAUCCUUGUUGUUUGUUUCAUUGCUUGCAUUAUUAUUCAGUGCUGCAAUUGUAUUUGCUGCUGAAACGGAAGCAGUGAAAGGAGGAGCCAAGAAAUCUCAACCACCCGUCAAGAUCAAUAUUCCAAAACCUCUAUUCAGGAAGAUUUUCAAGAACAAGACCGUUGCUCGUCUCACCAACAAUUUCAACAAGACUUCCAGAAAGAUUAAGAAGGAAGUGAAGAAGGCAACCAAGAAAGCAAAGAAGGCCCUCAAGAAGGCUCAAAAGAAAGCCACCAAAAAGGCUAAGAAGGUAUUGAAGAAACUCAUCUCCAAGUGGUUGACAUGGAAGAGACUCUCCAAGAGAUUCUUUGCCAAGUAUAAGACGGCAUAUAAGAAGGCUCGUCGUUUCACCCGCAAAGUGGGCGGAAUUAUUGCCAAGAAAUACAGAACAAAGGCAAGAGCUUUGAAGAGAAAGGCCAAGAAGUGUCAAAGAAAGGCAAGAAAGUUGAAGAAACAAGUAAAGAAGGCAAAGAAGGCAGUGAAGAAGGCUGCCAAGAAGGCUGUUAAGAAGAUUCAAAAGAAGGCUGCUCGUAAAUUGAGUCUCAAGAGAAGACAAUUUAAGAAACUCAACAAGGUUUUGAAGAAGUUGUUGGUUUUGAAGAAAAAGUUAGGAAAGCAAUGGUCACUCAAGUCCGUUCCAGACAAGAUUAAACUUUUGGCUGGAAAGUUGAAGAUUGUGAGAGGAAAGUGCUCCAUCAAGAGAAAGAUUGAAAAGAAGAAGCAAGAAAAGAAGGCCAGAAAGACUGCAAAGAAGGUCAAGAAGGUUGGAAAGAAGUGCACCAAGCAAGCUAAAAAGCAAGAAAAGAAGGCCAAGAAGUCGGUCAGAAAGGCCAAGAACAUUAUUAAGAAGGCCAAGAAGUUGAUCAACAAGAAGGGUAGCAAGAAGCUCGUGAAGAAGGUCAUUAAGAAGGCCAUCAAGAAGGCAAAGAAGGCAGUUAAGAGAGCAAAGAAGGCCGUUAAGAAUGCAAAGAAGGCCGUUAAGAAGGUCAAGAAGAUCAAGAGAAAGGUUGAAAAGAAGCUCGAUCGAGUUGUCAAGAAGGUGAGAAAGGCCCUUCGUCGCAAUAAGAGAGUUGUAGUCAAGAAGUGCCAAAAGAACAUUAAGAAGUUAAGAAAGUUGUUGAAGAAGGUGAAUAAGAAGGUCAAAAAGGCUGUGAAGAGACUCAAUACGAUCACCAAGAAGGCCAAGAAGACCAUCCGAAAGGCUAAGAAGGUUAAGAAGCAAGCAAAGAAGGUUCUCAGAAAAAUUUCCACUAAGAACAAGGGAGGAGUAAUUGUCAAGCUCAUUAGAAGAUUGAACAAACUCCAAAAAUGCAAGAAUUAA
Molecule: messenger RNA, 1374 nt
Organism: Naegleria fowleri
Lineage: Eukaryota; Heterolobosea; Eutetramitea; Acrasida; Naegleriidae
Exons: 1
Coding region: 1-1374 (457 amino acids)
Source: RefSeq, a predicted model, not a curated record